GGAUCCCACACCCUUAGAGCUUACCCAAAUCUCCUGAAGCUGCCGCUGAAGCUGAAAAACCCAAAUACUCAUAUACAUCGGCCGCCAUCAUGUCUGGAAGCGCAGGCUACGACAGACACAUUACCAUCUUCUCCGAUCAGGGUCGCCUGUAUCAAGUCGAAUAUGCAUUCAAGGCAAUCACGGCAGCGAACAUCACAUCACUGGGAGUGCGGGGCAAGGAUUGCGCAGUAGUCAUCUCGCAGAAGAAGGUUCCAGACAAACUUAUCGACCCUACUUCCGUCUCCCACAUCUUCAGGCUCUCUUCGUCGGUUGGCUGUGUUAUGACUGGGUCUAUUGCCGAUGCGAGGGCCUCCGUGAGCAGAGCGCGGGGUGAGGCUGCCGAGUUCCGCUACAAGUUCGGCUACGAGAUGCCCUGCGAUGUCCUGGCGAAGAGGAUAGCGAACAUCAGCCAGGUCUACACACAGCGCGCUUACAUGCGGCCAUUGGGCGUCGCCACCACCCUCAUCUCCCUGGACUCUGAGUACGGACCCCAACUCUACAAGUGCGAUCCGGCAGGCUAUUACGUGGGCUACAAGGCAACAGCGUCGGGUCCGAAGACGCAAGAGGCGCUCAACUUCCUCGAGAAGAAGCUGAAGAACAAGGAGCACGCCGAGGGUAGCUGGGAGGAGGUUGUCGAGCUGGCAAUCACCGCAUUGAGCACUGUCUUAUCCGUCGAUUUCAAGAAGGGCGAAUUGGAGAUCGGAAUCGUAGGAGGACCCAAGACCAAUGGCCAGGACGGCACAGACCCCGCGUUCAGGGCACUCACCGAGGACGAGAUCGAUGAACGGCUGCAGUCCAUUGCUGACAAGGACUAGGCAGUUCGUUCCUCAGAGCUGGAAGGGUUAUGGAUCGCUGAGGUAGGAUCGCGAUCUCAAGCAUGACGAUAUUUCCAGGUAGUAUGAUACGGCCUCUCAGACGUCAGAAAUGCUUCAGCAGCACCAUGAAUCAAGACGUUAGACUACUUUCCUGCAUAAGCGCAACCGUGAAACGAGCAGCCGGAGCCGGAUGAGGAAGCCUGGGUUCACAGCCUCAUGACUCCACGU
This is a messenger RNA of Cucurbitaria berberidis CBS 394.84, 1082 nucleotides long. RefSeq names its product N-terminal nucleophile aminohydrolase. The transcript is spliced from 5 exons. The record is from RefSeq and is a predicted model, not a curated record. Lineage: Eukaryota; Fungi; Ascomycota; Dothideomycetes; Pleosporales; Cucurbitariaceae. Gene Ontology annotation, biological process: ubiquitin-dependent protein catabolic process. Gene Ontology annotation, cellular component: cytosol; proteasome core complex; nucleus. The coding region runs from base 90 to 854 and encodes 254 amino acids.